AUGUGGUGUUGGCUUCAAGUGUUUGGUAUCCUCCCUCCAUUGCAAACUUUGGCCGGCAUUAACCCAGAGCUUCACCUCAAUCAGCAACGCCAAUGCUCUGGACUCUCUUUGCCCGCGUCUACCGCCUCCAUCCCACCCACCCCCCUUUGUGGGUUGUGGGUUGGGAAAGGCAAAAUAAAUCACCGAAUGAAAGGGGAUAGGAGUGGUGUCGAGCUGACAAGACAAGACACGAUACUUGGCGCCGUGGCCCCCAAGCCCCCCUUGGCCAGAACUCGCCAGGGCCAAGACCUCUCAGUUCUGUGA
This is a messenger RNA of Colletotrichum abscissum, 303 nucleotides long. RefSeq lists its product as uncharacterized. The transcript has a single exon. The record is from RefSeq and is a predicted model, not a curated record. The coding region runs from base 1 to 303 and encodes 100 amino acids. Lineage: Eukaryota; Fungi; Ascomycota; Sordariomycetes; Glomerellales; Glomerellaceae.